AUGACCGAUUGGGGCCCGGUGUUUGUGGCGGUGGUUCUAUUCGUGCUCCUCACUCCGGGCCUGCUUAUUCAGAUCCCGGCCCGCAGCCGCUCCGUGGCCUUCGGCAGCUUGGAGACCAGCGGGCUCUCCAUACUGCUCCACUCCAUUCUCUACUUCCUUCUCAUCUGCCCAAGGGGGUACCACCAAGAGGGUACCAUCGAGAGGGCCGCCUCGGCACUUAGGCCCAAGGGGGUACCAUCAAGAGGGUACCAUCGAGAGGGCCGCCUCGACACUUAG
Striga hermonthica is the source of this 276-nucleotide messenger RNA. NCBI's taxonomy places the organism in Eukaryota, Viridiplantae, Streptophyta, Magnoliopsida, Lamiales, Orobanchaceae. The record is from the annotation of a GenBank genome assembly.